Messenger RNA from Oldenlandia corymbosa var. corymbosa, 1044 nucleotides. Lineage: Eukaryota; Viridiplantae; Streptophyta; Magnoliopsida; Gentianales; Rubiaceae. The record is from the annotation of a GenBank genome assembly.
ACGAGAUAUGACGUGCCCGCAUUAAGAUUUAAAACUUGUCGUCUACUUUCAGAAAAUGUUUGGAACAGAAAACUUACAAUAAUACAACGCCGCAUUCUCCGAAGAUUGAGAAACAAGAAGAGAUCUAUUAAGAGAAAGAUUUAUUCGAGAAAAAAUCUUAACAGUUACAUCCAAUUACAAACUACACGCAAGUUGUCCCUUUUUUAUGGGGAUUUACCCAUCACAGAGAUGCACAGAAGAACAGAACGAACUUCAUAUAUCCCUUUUCUACUCAAUCCAGAAACAAGAUCGGACGUUAUUCCGGUUCGUCUUCAUUUUCGUGAAACUAUUCCUCAAGCAAGGCAGCCGAUAAGUCAUCGAAGGGUUUGUGUGAAUAAUGGAAUGGUAAGCAUUACUCAUUUUAAAGUUUCCCACGGUGAUAUAAUAUCUUUUCAAGAAAAUGAUGCGUACGGUGAAGAAAUAAAAAGAUUUUUCUAUAUUGAAAUAUCAAUUGAAAAAAUAAUAGGCAAUCACCCGAUAGGAAUGUGGAGAAGAACCAAAACAGAAUGGUUACCUCUACUCAAAACUAAGAGGGGACGCCGCCUACUACUAAAAUACCCGGUUUUGCAACAGUUGCGUUCUUCUAUGCAAAAGGAAGACUUAGAAAAAACAAAAAAGUUUGGAUCCAAAAAAGUAUGCUUAGGUAGUUCUUUCGCUGAGCACAACAGAAUGAAGAGGGAUUUGUAUCAUUUCAAAUCCCUCUUCUUAUCGAAGAGAAGGAACGAGAAAAACCGAAAUAUUCCUACUCGAACAAUAAGUCCUAUAGUUUACAACUCUUCUUUCUAUAGUAAAUCGACUUAUUGCUCUGCAUCCCCCCAUCAGUUUACUAUGAAGAGAAAAAUCAAAAGGAUCGAACUACCCACUCAUUAUUCGGAGGUGAAUCAUAGAACACUAAAAGCUGUGGUAUUUUAUGGACCUAACAUAGGUCACAUCCCUCACGACAUAAGAUUGAAAGAUCCAAACCUUCUUCUUCGGAGCAGAAAGGGACAUGGCCAAAACAUAUAA